UCCAUUCACUGGUUGUUGUCAGGCCAGAGAGACACAGGAGUCCAGCAGCUCAAAUCUCUGCAAGAUCUUCAGCUGAAAAGCAUGCAUCUCCAUUCUACAUCGCUCUCUUUCCUCCUCCUUCUGGUUGCCAAGGCAGUCGUGGUGUGCGUUGCUGUGACAACCACGCUCCACGGUUUCCGAGGCUGCGCGGUGCGAGAGUUCUCCUUUGUGGCCCAGAAACCUGGCUGCAAGGGGCUACGCAUCACCACGGAGGCCUGCUGGGGUCGCUGCCACACCUGGGAGAAACCAGUACCAGAUCCCCCCCACAUCCAGCGACACCACCGUGUGUGCACGUACAGCCGUACCCGCCACAUGACCGCCCGGUUGCCGGGCUGCCAGCCCAAUGUCUCGUCUCUCUACCACUAUCCCAUGGCCCUGCACUGCCACUGUGCCAUCUGCUCCACACAGGACACAGAGUGUGAGAGCUUCUGAGGGACAGUGUUAGCAAGUGUUUCACUGACUGGUAGGAGACUUUCUGAGGGGAAGGAUACUGGACAUGGAGUAACCUAAAAACAAGCCCUCCUGUAAACUGAAGACCAUUUGUGUAUGCAUGUAUACGCAUGUAUGUACGAAAGGAGAAACAA
Molecule: messenger RNA, 623 nt
Organism: Toxotes jaculatrix (banded archerfish)
Lineage: Eukaryota; Metazoa; Chordata; Actinopteri; Toxotidae
Product: glycoprotein hormone beta-5-like
Exons: 3
Coding region: 82-471 (129 amino acids)
Biological process (GO): regulation of thyroid hormone receptor signaling pathway; G protein-coupled receptor signaling pathway
Cellular component (GO): cytoplasm; extracellular region
Molecular function (GO): hormone activity
Source: RefSeq, a predicted model, not a curated record